CACAUGAGCAACUAUUUAUAGGACUUCGCACGGCGCAGUCAUUGUUAGACAGCCUUCCCAUGACCUCACACACAAUGCGCCGCCGCGUUGUACUGUGUGCAUGCGGGAUGAUAGGCAUUGCACCCACGAUUGCCGAUAGCUCGCCGUGGACUCACGCGUCCGCACGUCUGGUCCAACAGCCCAUGGCUCGAGAGGGGACUGUGCUGGAAGUGAUCGAAGACGCUGCGUACAUCUAUGGAGGGGCAGGGGACUCGAGCGACGCAGUGUUUAACGACGCGUGGAAGUUUGACUUUCUCGGCCAACGAUGGCUGCAAGUCGCGACUGCAGGCGAGGCCAACCCCGGGGCUCGCUUCGAUCACGUCUCGACUGCUCAUGGCACGGACAUGUACAUUUUUGGAGGGACGAGCUUUGACCCGAAAGCGAUUGCGGCCAACAACGAUGGUACGACCCAGACGAACGACGUUUGGAAGUUGGAUACGGUGCAAAGCAAGUGGACUGUUGUGGAUGGGGGCGGCCACGGGGGGUCCUUUCGCCCCGCUGCCCGCAGUCAAGCGACGGCCGUGUCCACUCCGCAGUCCAUGGUGGUGUUUGGGGGGGUGGUCAUCCCGAAUGUGUUUUACCUGUCCCCAGUCGACCUCAACGACGUGUGGAAAUUCGAGUACCAGAGCCAUUCGUGGCACUCUGUGGUCAUCGCGUCCAACUCGAGUGUGCCCACAACUCGAUUCUCGCAUGCUGCCACGACCAUUCAACUGAAUGGCGACCUGUACAUGGUCGUGUUUAGCGGCCGGCAUAUCUUUGACACGCGGUGGACCAUCCUCAACGACGCGUGGAUGUUGCCGUUGACCUCUGGGUCGCUGCCGUCGUGGACAAGACUAACAGCGAACCACCCAUUCAAUCGAAUCCUAUCGGGGGUGGUCGCCACAGACUCUGGGUAUCUGUGGUUCUUUGGCGGGUUCGCUUUCGACACCACAACCCAACGCGAGGGCGUCGCGUUUGCCGACGCGCUGGCCGCGGAAGGAUCUUUGUUGCCAUGGGUCAACAUGGUGGAAGACAGUUCACCGGUUCAGAAUGAAUAUGCGGGACCACUCAACUACGACGACAUGGACGGCCCGUCGGCGCGCUUUGGCCACCGUAUGAGUGUCUGGAAUGGCAAUGUGGUAGUAUAUGGAGGCAGGUUUGUGCAAUGUCUCGGCGACGUCUGGCUACGGAAUGGAUCGGUGUCACCUCGAGGAGCAAGUCCAUCCACGGCCACUGGUCCGCGGUCGAUGCAUCUCACGUCGGCCGUGCUGGCGCUGAGCCUCGUGCUUCUCAUUCUGUCAGCAUGCCUCUUAAUCCUCCUCGUGGUGAUCAAAAGCACUCGACGACGACAGAGUUUGGUCAUGGAUGCAACGUCCGCACCACAAGCAGCAGCAGGGCGGGUUCAAGGGCUAUCUGCUGACGACAUUGCUCAAUUCAAAGUCGUCCCGUUCACGCCCUCGGCCACGAUAGAUCCCACGGACGAGAUUUGCCCCAUUUGUCUCGUCGAGUUUGUGGCCGAGGAAGGCCUGCGGCAAUUGCCCUGCCAGCAUCACUUUCAUCCCGACUGCAUUGGCGAGUGGCUCCAGCGCAAUCUGACGUGUCCGAUGUGCAAGCGUGAUUUGUCUCCGAUACAUGCAGCAGCAGCCUCAACGACGUCACAUGCACCAACGAACGGCGUGGUGAUUCCGCUCUUUGGAAGUAUCAUCAGGGGCGCAGAAUAGGAAGCAGCACCACUCACUGGUCAUCACGAGUUGAGUGGGUGGUGGGUGGUUCGACCCAGCUGGUUGAAGUGGACAUUACAAUAGGGAUUUUCAAUAAGGAGCCUUAAAUACAUUUUGGAGGUCAAAGUACAGUAUGGCCAUCGCA
Messenger RNA from Aphanomyces astaci, 1884 nucleotides. RefSeq lists its product as hypothetical. Lineage: Eukaryota; Oomycota; Saprolegniomycetes; Saprolegniales; Verrucalvaceae. The record is from RefSeq and is a predicted model, not a curated record. Gene Ontology annotation, molecular function: protein binding. Bases 60 to 1739 code for a protein of 559 amino acids. The transcript has 10 exons.